CCGAAAAAUGACCGACACAUCUCCACUCGCCUUUCCCUCGAUCUUUGACUUUUGACGGUGUCGUCUCGUUAUACGUUGGGACGAGUAUUGCCUGUGUGAGUGUAUAUGUGUGUGUGUGCGCGCGCGCGAGGCGGCGACAAUCACAGGCGGCUGCUGUCAAAAUCGGUUCUUCGUUAUCAAAAUUGGGUCGAGAAAUCCCGACGUCUCACUUUAAGACCCGGCGAUCGUGUUUAGUCUCGCCGCCAAUUAAUUGUUUCUUUAUUCUUCACAAUUCACGUUGUUGUAAACCAAUUGGAGCAACAUGCCGGCUGUACGAGGGGAUGGCAUGCGAGGAUUAGCCGUAUUCAUUUCGGACAUAAGGAACUGUAAAAGCAAGGAAGCAGAAAUCAAGAGGAUAAACAAAGAAUUGGCAAAUAUCCGAAGCAAAUUCAAAGGUGACAAAACCCUCGAUGGAUAUCAGAAGAAGAAGUACGUGUGCAAACUUCUUUUCAUUUUUCUUCUUGGCCAUGACAUUGACUUUGGGCAUAUGGAGGCUGUGAAUCUUCUGUCGUCGAACAAAUACUCGGAAAAACAAAUCGGAUAUCUCUUCAUAUCAGUCUUAGUUAACACGAACAGUGAUCUUAUAAAACUCAUUAUACAAAGUAUCAAGAAUGACCUUGGUUCUCGCAAUCCGAUUCAUGUUAAUCUUGCUCUUCAAUGUAUUGCAAACAUCGGCAGCAAAGAAAUGGCCGAAGCUUUUGGCAACGAGAUACCAAAAUUGCUUGUAUCAGGGGAUACCAUGGACGUAGUGAAACAAAGUGCUGCUUUAUGUCUACUGAGAUUAUUGCGUACAGCUCCUGACGUCGUUCCCGGUGGAGAGUGGACUUCUCGUAUAGUUCAUCUUCUUAACGACCAACACCUCGGCGUUGUAACAGCAGCUGCGUCCUUGAUCGACGCCCUUGUCAAAAGAAAUCCCGAUGAAUACAAGGGAUGUGUUAGCCUAGCAGUGUCACGACUGAGUCGAAUUGUUACUUCAAGUUACACGGAUCUCCAGGAUUACACUUAUUAUUUCGUCCCAGCCCCAUGGUUGUCCGUAAAAUUACUUCGGCUGCUCCAAAAUUACACGCCUCCAGCCGAAGAUCCAGGUGUACGUGGAAGAUUGAACGAGUGUCUCGAGACAAUAUUGAAUAAAGCGCAAGAACCACCAAAGUCGAAAAAAGUUCAACACUCGAACGCGAAAAACGCGGUGUUAUUCGAAGCGAUAAGUCUCAUAAUACACAACGACAGCGAACCAAAUUUAUUGGUACGAGCGUGCAAUCAACUCGGCCAGUUCCUCUCGAAUCGUGAAACGAAUUUGCGCUAUUUGGCACUUGAGUCGAUGUGUCAUCUCGCUACAUCGGAAUUUUCUCACGAGGCUGUUAAAAAGCAUCAGGAAGUUGUAAUACUCUCGAUGAAAAUGGAAAAAGAUGUUUCAGUCAGACAGCAAGCGGUUGACUUGCUUUAUGCUAUGUGUGACAAGAGCAACGCCGAAGAAAUCGUUCAAGAAAUGUUGAAUUAUCUUGAAACUGCUGAUUAUUCGAUCCGGGAAGAAAUGGUUUUGAAAGUUGCUAUUCUUGCGGAAAAAUAUGCUACGGACUACACUUGGUACGUCGACGUUAUAUUGAAUCUUAUAAGGAUAGCUGGUGAUUACGUUUCCGAAGAAGUUUGGUACAGGGUCAUUCAAAUAGUCAUCAAUCGUGAUGACGUGCAAGGUUAUGCAGCGAAAACAGUCUUUGAGGCGUUGCAAGCACCUGCGUGCCACGAAAAUAUGGUCAAAGUCGGUGGAUACAUUCUCGGUGAAUUUGGCAAUCUCAUCGCAGGUGAUCAGCGAUCUUCGCCUUCCGUGCAGUUCCAAUUAUUACAUUCCAAAUAUCACUUGUGCUCUCCCAUGACACGAGCGCUAUUGCUCUCAACGUACAUCAAAUUCGUGAAUCUCUUUCCGGAAAUACGGGGUCAGAUUCAAGACGUUUUCAGGCAACACAGCAAUCUUCGUAGUGCUGAUGCUGAAUUGCAACAGAGAGCAUCGGAAUAUCUUCAACUUAGCAUAAUCGCGUCUACCGAUGUUUUGGCUACGGUUUUGGAAGAAAUGCCAGCUUUCCCGGAAAGAGAAUCAUCUAUUUUGGCUGUUCUGAAGAAAAAGAAGCCUGGUCGCGUGCCUGAAAAUGAAAUACGAGAGAGCAAAAGCCCAGCCCCGAACACGAAUCACCACUCUGAAGCUCCCUCGGCCGUUACUAUAGCAGCAAUAAACAAUUCGUCUGCAGAUUUACUCGGUCUAUCGACACCACCUUCCUCGCAGCCUACGAGCAAUACCGGCGUGUUACUCGAUGUUCUCGGUGAUAUUUACAAUACACCAAACAAAGUCGGUGCUACGAACGGUGCUCAAAAUACCUACAAUCCUAAGAAAUUUGUGUGCAAAAACAACGGUGUUCUGUUUGAAAACGACCUCAUCCAGAUCGGUGUAAAAUCGGAAUUUCGACAGAAUCUCGGUCGCAUAGGUCUGUUCUACGGUAACAAGACACAAUACGCUUUGCACGGUUUUCAACCCCAGUUGUCCUGGUCGGAAGAAAAUCAAGCGAAGUUGGCGGUCCAGGUGAAAUCUGUGGAUCCGGUUUUAGAAGCUGGUGCACAAAUACAGCAGAUGAUUAAUGCGGAAUGCAUCGAUGACUACAACGAUACGCCUAGUAUGGUAAUUUCAUUUAUAUACAACAACGUACCGCAAAAAAUAACCAUGAAACUUCCAUUGACGAUUAACAAGUUCUUCGAGCCAACGGAAAUGAAUGGCGAGUCCUUCUUUGCUAGAUGGAAAAAUCUUGGCGGAGCUAAUCAGCAACGUUCUCAAAAGAUCUUUAAAGCCCAAGCACCGAUGGAUCUGGUACAGGUUCGCACAAAGUUGCAAGGCUUCGGAAUGCAGCUUCUUGACGGCAUCGAUCCGAAUCCCGAUAAUUUCGUUUGCGCUGGAAUUGUACACAUGAGAGCUCAGCAAGUUGGAUGUUUGUUACGUCUUGAACCCAACAAACAAGCACAGAUGUUCCGGUUAACAGUACGUUCGAGUAAAGAAUCUAUGUCUAUCGAAGUUUGCGAUCUUCUGGUAGAUCAGUUUUAAGGAGUUUUUAGAUUCUGAGUAAUCUAUAUUUAUCAUCGUUUCAUCGUCGUGUCGUUUUACUUCGGGAGAAAAACAUAUUGUUGGACGAAACGCGUGACGUCGAUUCACAAUGUUGAAUGCCGACAAUGCUAAUGAUGCGUUGACGAACCGAGCCUGUUGUAUCCAAGCUGCUACUCGAGAAGAACCGACCAACAAAUCGGCCAUCUCAUCGAAAUGGAGGAAGAGAAUGAGAAAGAGUCAGAAUGUAGAGAAUAGAGUGACCCUGUCAAGAUAAUAGGGCAUUGAGCGGGAUUUCCAAUUUAAAUAUCGAAAGCUGCGAAUGCGAGUCAGUUGAAACAAAAUUCUAGAGAUUAUAUCUUCAUCGGUUAAAAAUAUACGCAGUACUUUUAGAAUGCACAAUCCAUUUGAAAUGAGAAGAAAAACAAAAUCUGUUCAUUUUAAAGCGAACAAAAGUCUUUUUUUGUUUGUUUUAAAUGAAUUCGCUAUGAUACUAGCUUUUUAUUAUGAUUUCGUAAAGUAGCGGAUCGAGCCAACAUUGUUUUCCUUUUAUUUUUAUCAUUCGUCACGAGCACCACCUCAAUCAUGUAAACAUUUGUGACUCGAGCCGCACUGGACUAAGAAAUGCUAAAAAGCAAUUGAUAGGAUGAAAGGAAAAGCAAAGUUUACUCUCGAGAAUAUGACAGUUGGCGUACGAUAAUUAAUGUCAGCGUAUGCCUACGAAAAUUGCUCGUAACCAAAAGAAUUUUCCCCGAUCAUCGCGCUCCACGAAUAAGUUGAUGGAUAAUUGUAUUACGUUCAUUCAUUAUUUCGGCACGCAUCUCAUUUUGUGUUUCGACGGGACAGAAAAAGAGAUUAGUUAGCUCGGAUGAAACGGCCCGAUAUUGUAGCUGUAUGAUAUUAAUUAUUAAUUAUUUACAUUAGAAGAGAAAAAAAAUCCUCGUAUUUAAAGAAGCUCAAAUAUAAACGACAUGAAUAACAACAACAGAAGGAUCAUUUUCUGAAAUAUUGUAGAUUCCGCUUAGAAUUUUUUUGAUGCAUCGUCUGUUAUUUAUUUGGUUUUCAAAAAAAUUCUUUUAACUCGAGUUAACCGAUCGAUCCAUGACUGGUUGCGACUGUCUCUAUACAUUAUAUAAAAAUGUUUAAACGAUACAAAAAUAAUGGAAAUGAUAUUUAAAAAUUUCACGUUGAAACGAUUUUCGAAACUAUUCGUUCAAACAGAAGCUCGUACUCGUACGUAAUUUGUCUGAGAAUUGUAUAAUCCUGUCUUUUCGCAUGUUUCGCUUCUUAUUUUGUUCUUCUAAGUUAAAAAUACCGAAUAGAUCAGCUUACAAAUUGUAAACAUGUUGAAAUGUAAAUAAGCGAGCUUCAACGAUUGUAGGGCUAAAUCAUAAAAAUUGCAAUCUUUGAAGCUUUCGUUUCCUUUCUUUUUAAUCAGUAUAUUUCUUAUGCUACGGAAUCUCGAUUCCAUGUGGAUUUUUUUUUCUCAUUCAUUCGUUUUUCUCGAGAUGCACAUUUUUUUCUUUCCGACAUCUUUUUCAUGAUGUUUAUAGUAUGUAAUGAUUUAUCCCGCAUGUGAUCGACGUAUUUGGCUUUACCUCUCGUGGAUGGAUGAAUUUAAUCGAUUGGAAACGAACAUUUAAGCAUUAAAAUAGCGGAUAAUAUAAUUGUAAAGUAUAUUUUUUGUCUUCUGACCGUUUGGAUGCUGUCUCGAGAGUUUUAAGAUUAUUGGGAUCGAUUGUGAGACAUAAAAGGGAAAGCCAACCAUGAAUUAACUUUGCACACCUCCUCUUUCCUCAAUUAGACUAGCGUCAUUCGAAUCUCACUGUGUGUUGUUGAAAAUAGCACGUUAUUAAUGUCGCGAUUAAUUGAAAGAUGAAAAAUCAUAUUUUCGAAUGUAAAAUCAUAUUUUUUUCUCCAAAUAUCAAAUUUUUAUGUCCUUACGAAGUAUGCAUCACAAAACCAAAGGAGGUCGUAACCAGUCACGGAUACAAAGCGAAUCGAUCGUGCGCGAAGACUUCUGUCUGUCCCCUAAAUAAUCCAGAAAUCAUUUAGGUGAUCCGUGCGUUGUAAAAAAAAAAAAACAAAAAACAAAAAACAAAAAACAAAUGUAGCCAGUCUUAAAACAUUUGGACCCGCGAAUGCAGAAAUCCACGUAAAUAUAUACGAGAUAUUUCACACCAAUCCAGCGAACUUUUUUACCUGAACCUUGCCAAUUCGUUCAUUUUUUUCUUAUAAUUGCAUCACCUCUGAGAGAAACCCUGAAAUUUUUACAGAUUUCUUACAGUCUUUAUCGAAAUAUACUGCCUGUUUGCCGAAAUCUCAAAAUAUUUCAGAGCGUUCUUCAGAGUAUUAAAUCAUAUUUGAAAAGUGGAUCAACAUGGCAAGGGUCAGGGAACAAGCCUCGGAGGAUUGACGUGAAGUGCCUAGUAUGUGUCUAUGAAUCUACGAAGAAAAAUAUAUGAUCUUAUAUAUAAAUGGUAUAAUUAUUAAAAUUCGUAUAGAUAUAUAUAUAUUAUAUAUAUAUGAAUAUAUACACAUCCCAGAAUAUUACGAGCGUGAAUGCAGCACGAUUGUUAUGGGUCAUAUUGGAGAUAAAAUAAGAAGAAAAGAGAGAGAGAGAGAGAGAGAGAAAACAAAUGGAAAUCGAUUAUUAAUAUAUGUGAAAAGCUGUAGUGCGUUUACCGCGAUUGCCAUAGAGUUUAUUUCCAAAGCACUUUAUAGCUCUUCGAGGAUGUUUGCGCCCAAGUCUCAUUAUUUCGCCCCUCCCCCUCGAUGUAUACGUCAUUAUUAUAUAUGUAUAUCUGCCCCUUAUAUUCUCAUUCCCUCUCACGUUUCCCCUGCCUGAUUGAGUUUAUUACUUGAAACAAUAAUUUAAAAAAAGGAAUAAUGUCUCGUUUAAUGAAAAAAUGCAAGUUCGAGGACUACCACUUUUUGUUUUAUAUACUUUUUUCCUCCCUGUAAUAAUCAAUUGUUUUGUAUCGUUGAGCCCUCUAUGUACAUGUAUGUUUGUAAGAUCAUUAUUGAUUUAUAUUAUUAAACGAUAUAAUAUCUCUCGUACAAACCCCACGUCUUUGCAGUGUUCACCAUUAUUUUACGUCUCUUUUCAUUUUUGUCCUUUCCAAUCAUCGUAGAAAAUCCACCUCAGGGAUGAAUGACGAAGCAACGUUUGGCCUUUUUUUCUUGUUAUUUUUCGAACGUAUUUAUCAGAGCUUGUGAUCACCACGCAUCGACGAAAAAUUAUUCGUUGAUUCGAAGCUUUAUUGUAAGACGAUCGUACAACUCGAAAGUGAAACAAGACUGCCAGUCGUGUAAAUCAUUCAGCAUCGCUCUCGUUUACACACGUAUUCGCAUGCAUGUACAGACCGAUCAUAAUGUCGAGUUUAGAAAUAGAAUGAUGGUUUUCAAUGUUUUUUUUUGUUCGAACUGUUUUCUGAUGGAUCCGAAAAGCGAAUUGGAGUUCGGUCAAUCAUUCGACAGGUUUUGAAAAAAUACUUGAAUCGCUUACAAAGUUUGAGUAAAAUCAUGUCCCUGGCAUUCCAUGGUCGCGUUCUUUUGGUCGAGAUUGAUUUUUCUGAUCGUGUUAAAAGCACAGAAAUUAAACGGAGGGGAACGCAGGAAAAAAUUCUUGAUGAGAGAAUUUGCUCAACCGUGCUCAUUCGCAUUUAUCGUGCAAAUCAAUUUCACAUUUUCCUUUGCCACCUGCCAAUCGUCUCUUGUGCCAUAUCAUCGAAUGCCAUCGACUCAUACGGGAAGAUCUCGAGGCGUGCGUUUUUCGCGUACCUCCUCGCAUGUACAAAACACACAUUUACACGACGAAAAAAACUGUGCGAAUGUAUCGAAACGUCGAGUCUGAGCGUAUACGUAAAAGGGCUUGAAUCCGCGAGUGUGUCGAGUGGAAAUCAUGCUUUAUUUUUCUCUCAUGUUUCACAUAAUAUUUAGUUUAGGUUGCAACUGUACAAUGAACCCGUUGUCUCCGGGACUGAACCAAAAUCAUCGUACCUACGAGUUAAUCGUAAACUUCUUUAACAAUAUUUAAAAUAUACACGAUAACACGUAAUCUUAAAAUGAUAAAUAAAUUACAGAAUAAGUGUUGCUGGGACGAGUGUGUCUCUCGAUGAGCGUCAAUAAUCCCAAGCUUGAGUAUAACUACGAAGAAAAAAUAUUCACGCUCCCUAUCAAGUCCAAAAGAGAUCGAACGAAUGCUACGAUUUGGCGUUCCCGCAAUUCGAUAAAUAAUCGCCAACUUUUCAAGUCUCAUUCUUCCUCCCCAAAAAUUCAAAGGUUUCCCGAAACAAAUAUUUCCCCUCCAUUUUCCUCAGUGUGAAAUUCCCCUCGUGAACGAAGCACAUGCUCCUCGUAGAAUAAUCCUCUUGACAGGAAGUUAAAGCCAAGUUCAAACUUCAUACUUUUCCGCCUCUUUAUUCCCCAAUAUGCGAGGAUCCUCGUUGGCACAAAAACCGUCGUCUUAAGUGAAAAUGGCUCGAGGAACAAUAAAUAAACAUCUCGAUUUCUCAAUCCCCUUGAAAAUACCUUAAAGCCAUACAAAUUCAACGUUUCAACGACUGUUUUCCAAUCCCUGAAACUUUGACAAAUAAUAUUCGAUAAAAACGAUGACGUGAUUGUACGAGCUUUACAAGAGUCAAGGAGUAGGUGCCCGAAACACACGCGAUCGUUUGCACUCGUUAAUCGCUACACGCAAGACGAAACUGCUUUAUUGUUAUCAUAGGAUAUAACGACGAUUUGCGUUUAUAUAGUCGGAUCGAGAAACCCUCGCAAUAUCACUAUCGCGAAAGCAUUUUCCCUGAAGAAUAGACAUUCGAAUGUUCCUCGUCUCGAAAAAUAUCUUCAUUGUAACAUUACACUACGAAUAGUAGUACAUACAGUAGGUACACAGAAAUCUAUUCGAGGAUGAGUAAAGAUCUUUGGUUGUAUACAAAAAAAAAAAAAAGAAAAAAAAAACCGUUGUAUAUGUCAUCGAUUAUAUUUACAUAGUCCAAAAGAGAGACGAAUGCUAACAUUGAUAAUAAAGUGGAUAAUAAUAUUAAUAUUCAAAUGAAUAGUUUAUAAUUAUCGAUAUAAUAUAUAAUGAUAAACGAGAGUGCGAAGCUGAUCGUUUCUGUACACGUUGUUCGCUGAAUAGAUGAAUUAUUAUAUAAAUAGUGUAGGAAUAAUAACCAACGACGACUAACUAUAUAUAGUGAUGAAAUAAUGGGGAAACUCGAUCGGGAGGAUACGCGACGACCUCAAGAUCCAAACAUUUUGUUCGCUGAUGUUGGAUUUACGAGGUUGGAGAAUCAAUGAUUAUAGUUACGAAGCUGUGUAAUUCCCGAUCGAUGUUGAAAAUAAAUACAAUAUGUACACUGCUGUUUUAA
Venturia canescens is the source of this 8493-nucleotide messenger RNA. It is a transcript of the gene AP-2alpha, whose product is annotated as adaptor protein complex 2, subunit alpha. The record is from RefSeq and is a predicted model, not a curated record. Gene Ontology annotation, cellular component: membrane coat; AP-2 adaptor complex. NCBI's taxonomy places the organism in Eukaryota, Metazoa, Arthropoda, Insecta, Hymenoptera, Ichneumonidae. Gene Ontology annotation, biological process: clathrin-dependent endocytosis; intracellular protein transport. Gene Ontology annotation, molecular function: clathrin-cargo adaptor activity. The transcript has 14 exons. The coding region runs from base 302 to 3121 and encodes 939 amino acids.